Molecule: messenger RNA, 1173 nt
Organism: Brassica oleracea var. oleracea
Lineage: Eukaryota; Viridiplantae; Streptophyta; Magnoliopsida; Brassicales; Brassicaceae
Product: putative F-box/FBD/LRR-repeat protein At4g26350
Exons: 3
Coding region: 13-1074 (353 amino acids)
Molecular function (GO): protein binding
Source: RefSeq, a predicted model, not a curated record
CGAUUGGAGAGAAUGGGUAUGAUUAGUGACUUACCUGACCAGAUGCUCCUUCAGAUUCUCUCGUGGCUUCCAACAACCGAAGUGGUGGCCACAAUGCUUUUGUCCAAACAGUGGAAGUUUCUUUGGAAGCAAGUGCCAAAACUUUAUUAUAAUUAUAGCGAACACGAGGGCAAAGACUUUUCAGAAUUCGUGAGCAGGUCUUUGCAGUUACAUGUGGCUCCAAGUUUAAAAAGUCUCAAGUUAUCGAUAAGCCCUUAUUGCGACUCGAGGGAUGUUACAAAUUGGAUUGAUUUAGCAGUUUCGCGGUUUGUGCUUGAGCUUGAAAUCGACCUUACCGCCGCUCAAAACCCGAUGAUCACGGCUCUUCCAAAGAGUAUGUACACUUGCGGGACACUAAGUUGUUUGAGGCUAAAGGCUCUUGUACUCGAUGAUAUACCUGAAGACUAUCCAAUCUGUCUUUCAUCACUUAAUUAUAUGUACCUCUCCGUGUCAAUUCAAGUGUCGGCUGACAAAUUUAUUGGCAAGCUCUCUGCUGGUGCUCCUCUUCUCAAAAAGACAGUGGUGCAAGGUCCUGUCUAUGGUGAUCAGUUUCUUGAUUCUAUGACAAGUUAUAGCGAGCUGAAGAGCUUUACAACGUGCUUAUCAGAGUGGGGUCCCACCGUAGACUCUUACUUUAAUAAGCUUGAGCAUUUGUGUAUGUGCACCUGUUCCUCUGGAUGGUGGGAUUUGUUAAUCAAUUUUCUUCAACGUUCCCCUAUAUUACGCCAACUCCAGCUAAUCAAGUCUUGCAACUCGCGGCCUCUGUCUUCUGGGAAUCAGCCAGGUUUUACUAGUACUACUCAUGUUCCGGAAUGUUUGUCAACAACGCUUCAAACCUUGGAGUGGAGAGAUUAUGCAGAAACUGAAUUUGACAUGCCGGUGGCCUCUUUUCUCCUUAAGAACGCUACACGUUUAUCCGAGGCCAAGAUCUUCCUCGAAUACGCUGCCGGUCCGAUUGAGAAGCUUAGAAUCCGCACUGCCCUUGCCAAGUUAUCUAGAGGUUCACCUACAUGCCAUCUUAACACCGGGAAUUAAAUUUCAAAAUUCAUUAUAUUUUCUUAAUGUUUUUAGAGAGUUCAUCGUCUCUCCACAUAGGAUUCUUUUGCUAUAUUCAUGUUGGGUUUUUUGUCCUAU